Molecule: messenger RNA, 201 nt
Organism: Symbiodinium pilosum
Lineage: Eukaryota; Dinophyceae; Suessiales; Symbiodiniaceae
Source: the annotation of a GenBank genome assembly
AUGGCUCAUCCGCCGAUCAUGCCAAGCUUCCUGCCUGGAUUAUCUCGGAAUGGAAUGCAGUGCACAGAGGUCAUCCGAAUCCUGGCCUACCGAGUGGACUUCUUCACAAAGCCCGGGUGGCGUUGGAAUCUGUUUGACUUCCUGCUGGUCUUCCUACAGCUCAGCACCGGCCUCAAAGCGGAAGAUGCCUUGAUUACAUAG